This is a messenger RNA of Trematosphaeria pertusa, 1294 nucleotides long. RefSeq lists its product as uncharacterized. The transcript is spliced from 3 exons. Lineage: Eukaryota; Fungi; Ascomycota; Dothideomycetes; Pleosporales; Trematosphaeriaceae. Gene Ontology annotation, biological process: tRNA wobble adenosine to inosine editing. Gene Ontology annotation, molecular function: RNA binding; tRNA-specific adenosine-37 deaminase activity. Bases 104 to 1180 code for a protein of 358 amino acids. The record is from RefSeq and is a predicted model, not a curated record.
CGCGGCCGCGCGGCGACGGAAGCAGAGAAUGGGUUCCGCUCGCCGGAAUUGUCUUAGUUAAGGCAAAGACGGCACGCUAUCAUGCGUCUCUCUCGGAACCGGCAUGAAAUGCCUCCCCUCGUCCAAGCUCCCGCUGGCGCACGGAAACGUCCUUCACGACUGGCACGCUGAGAUACUCGCCCUCCGUACCUUCAACCGCUUCCUACUGAACCAAUGCCUUUUCAUCUCAACCCCUCCAUAUCCGCCUUCGCCGUACGUACGGAUCCGAUCACAUGAGGAGCGCACAGAAUCCGAGUACCAGCCCUUCACUAUCAGAGAAGAUGUCCAAAUCCACAUGUACUGCUCCGAAGCACCUUGCGGAGACGCAAGCAUGGAACUAGUCAUGGACGCCCAGGACGACGCAACGCCGUGGACCAGCGCUCCGCCUGCAAUAUCCUGUACUGCUCUAGCGGACGAUCUAGCGGGCCUUGCAUCUUCGGCUCUUCGUGGUCGGUCCCAUUUUGGCUUGCUGGGUGCCGUCCGCUGUAAGCCUUCCCGCCCGGACGCGCCACCCACCCUUUCUAAGUCCUGCACCGACAAACUCGCCCUAACGCAAUCUACCUCCAUCCUCUCCUCCUUAACUACGCUGCUCGUCUCUCCUUCUCAUGCCUACCUACACUCCCUCACUCUCCCCAGCACCCAGUUCGUUACCUCAGCUUGCACUCGCGCCUUUUCUCGGUCCGGCCGCAUGAGCGGUGUAUCCCCAGUGCUGGAAAGUAAGUGGAAAGGUGGCUAUGCAUGGCAUGGAUUCGAGGUUAGAGGCACGCAGAGUGAAUUCAAGUGGAGUAGAAGGGGCGUGGCGAAGGGGGAGAAGGCGGUGCCGAGUAACCUUAGUGCUGUGUGGACUCCCGGGUGGCAGGAGACGUUGAUUGGGGGUGUGCUGCAGGGGAGGAAGCAGUUUGAUCAGAGAGGAGCGAGUGCUAUUUGUCGGAGGUCCGUGUGGAGGGCUGUUGCUCAAGUUGCAGCGGCGGUGGGCGUACCGGCUCUCAUGGAGGUUCUUACUAAGGGGAGUUAUGCGGAAGUGAAGAAGAGCGAGAUGCUGGCAGCUAGGAGGCAAGUCAAGGAAGACGCCAGAAAAGAGGGGUUGAAAGGUUGGGUCAAGAACGUCGGAGACGAUGAGUUCGCUCUUGAAUCCGAAUGAGCCCUCUAGGGGCGGGUAUCUAAAUGGAAUAGAGUCACAGACAUCAGACAUCCCUCAUCCCCUUCUCCCCUUCCGCAAACGCGCCCCAUGCCCCGACUCUCCCACUCCAUCGAU